Messenger RNA from Sapajus apella (tufted capuchin), 1862 nucleotides. RefSeq lists its product as uncharacterized. The transcript has a single exon. NCBI's taxonomy places the organism in Eukaryota, Metazoa, Chordata, Mammalia, Primates, Cebidae. The coding region runs from base 1 to 387 and encodes 128 amino acids. The record is from RefSeq and is a predicted model, not a curated record.
AUGCUCCCAGCGCUCCCACGCGUGCUGUCACCCUCCCAGGUGCCGCCCACACAGCCGCGGGCCCCCGGCGCGCGAGCUCGGGACGGCUGCGCAGCGUCCUCGGAGGCAGGUGCUGGGGGCAAAACGACCUCUCGGAGGAUGCCGCGGAGCGGGGCGCGUCGCCCCCCUCAGUCCACCAGAGCCCGGAUACCUCAGAAAUUCGGCUCUGGGUCUGUGGGGAGCGAAAUGCAACCCAAACCCCGUUUUUCCGAUCCCCGCGCAAAUAAACACGCACAAGCACGCACACAGACCUCGCCGCGGCAGGCCCUCGCCGCCGCAGGUCUAGGCGGCCCGGGCCGCGAGGGAAGAGCCCAGGCCGGAGAAGGGGUCGCAGCCUACGUCUCGUAGCCCAAGGGGCGGCCGCUCGGCCUCUGCCGCUCGCUGGCGCGAUGUAAGUGCUCGGCGUCACCGACCCGGCUCAACGGUGCAACGGCCGGCCUGGGCCUGCAACUCUGGGGUCCCGGCCGGGCGGGAGCGGCCGCCGGAGAGACCUGGUAGGCGGGGCUCUUGGGGCAGGAAGGGAGCCGGGGAGGGAAAAGCGCGACCGUGAUUUGUACGGCUGGGCCCGGACCCGGCAGGAGAGCGCGUUGCGGUGCCCUCACACCGACCAGCCGGGACGGCAGACUGCGGCCGCCCUUCGCUCAACUGGGUCGCCGACGGAGUUGAGGGGCGACCACUGCGGGGAGGUGGGGAGCCUGCGGCCAGUGUCUAAGACGGAUGGCAGUGCCCUGAGCGCGGCGGCGGGGUCUCGACACUGACUAGUGGAAAGGCGGUCGGAAGAGAGCGGGACCGUCGCCUCUGGCUUAACAUGGCAGAUGCGCCGAGACUCCAACAGGUGGCUCCGUGGCGCAAUGGAUAGCGCAUUGGACUUCUAGAGGCUGAAGGCAUUCAAAGGUUCCGGGUUCGAGUCCCGGCGGAGUCGUGGUGUUUUUUCUCCCCGUCCCCCUACAAUUUAUCUUCUGCCCCAAUCAUGUCUGCUUUUUCUCUUCUUUUCUUUUUUGCUAAACAGCUUAAUUCGUCUCUCAUUCCCUGCCCUGCUCUCGCAGUCACUGCAUUACGGUCCUUUCCUCUCAAGCGGGUCGCAGGGUCCCGCGCCCCUUAGCUCCCCGAGCCUCGGUGGCGCAAGGUCCGGCUCAGCCGACUUGGCAGUCGAUCUAAGUCCUGAGAAGAGCAGUGGCAGCGGCAAAGGAAAAGAAGCGACAAAAAAGCAAGGGAUCGCGGUUUUGGCCUAAAGAAGAGUGCAGGGGAGGCCCGAAUCUCGGGUGACACCUCCGCGCCUUGAGCCGGGCUGUGGCUGCAAAGGAGGGACGAGAAAACGCGUCUACGCCCUGCGUGGACUGUGCCAGCUGACUACCUCUGCAGCAUGGAGGCUUCCAGAUGAGCAGGCACUCGAAUGCCAGCGGGAGCCUGUCAAAAAUGGAGAUUCUGCUGUCACUGUGGGACUCUAAUUCGGUCAGUCUGGGAUGGGCCCAGGAAUCUGCAUUUCUAAGGUCGCCCUCUCUCCUCCCCCAUUAUUUCAGUGCAAAGAGGUCCAAGGCCCACUGCCCAUCAGCUCCUCAGGACAGGAAUUACUGUAUCUCUUUUUCUGACAACUCUUAGCUUUGCACAAGCUUAGCAAAUAAGGAAUGAAUGAAACCUUAAAACUCAUAAAAUACAAUGAAAGAUAAUUCACACAAAAGAUGUAAAAUCCAAAAUUGUCAAAAAGGGUACAGGGAAAAGUAAACAUCCUUGUUAUUCUUAUAGGCCAGCCUUGCAAUUCUCUCUACAAGCCAUUAGUGGUAAUGGUUUCUUGGAAAUAUUUUCAGAUUUAUUUUAUGAUCACG